Messenger RNA from Dermatophagoides pteronyssinus (European house dust mite), 933 nucleotides. Its product is annotated as mast cell protease 1A-like. Gene Ontology annotation, molecular function: serine-type endopeptidase activity. Gene Ontology annotation, biological process: proteolysis. NCBI's taxonomy places the organism in Eukaryota, Metazoa, Arthropoda, Arachnida, Sarcoptiformes, Pyroglyphidae. The record is from RefSeq and is a predicted model, not a curated record.
UGUAUAUUGCAAUAUAUUAAUUGUUGAAACUGAUAGGAAUAAUGAUUAACUUAUUUCAAAUUUUGUUUGUCGCCAUUUUCUUAGCCAGAAAUUCAUUUUCAUAUAGAUUAGAAAACCUAGAUGAUUCUGUUCGAAUUAUUGGUGGUGAAGAUGCUCGACCACAUCAAUUUCCGUGGAUGGUAUAUAUGAAAUUGUAUCAUAUUCCAUUACAUGAAUGGCAAAAAUCAAUGACAAAUGUAUGCGAUGGUACUCUUAUCAAUAAUCGAUGGAUAAUUUCGGCAGCCCAUUGUUUCGAACCAAAUGGUUAUAAUUUAAGUCAAAAUAUCGUAUUCUUAGGAUCACACAAUAUCACAGAAAUGGAGGAAAAAGGUCGAAAAGUUAUCAAAGCAAAAAAGGCAAUAAUACACGAGCAAUAUGAUCAUUGGAAUAUAAAAAAUGAUAUUGCUUUGGUCGAAUUGUCUGAAAUAAUUGAAUUUGAUGAAUACAUAUCUCCAAUUCAUAUGCGAAAUUCAUAUGAUAAUUUUGAUCACGAUCAAUGUCUAACAUUGGGAUGGGGCAGAAUCGGCGAACAUAUGGAAAAAUCCGAUACAUUAAAAAAAGUUCAACAAAGCUUACAAACGUUGGAUGAUUGUCGAAAAUUCUAUUCAGAUUUGGAUGAUACACAAGUUUGUGCUGGUACUUUGAAUCAUGGACCUUGUACGGGCGAUUCUGGUGGACCAUUACAAUGUUUGAACCAAAAUCAAUCAUGGUUUCUCGAAGGAAUUGUUUCAUAUGGAUCAUCCCAUUAUACAAAACCUGCUGUCUAUACAAAAGUUUUGGCAUAUCUUGAAUGGAUAACUAAAACAAUUGAAAAUAAUACAAAUGUUCUAAUUUAAUGACAUUAUCAUUAUUGUCAACAACAAUAAAAAGAAUUCAUGAAAAUUCGUGAUUCGA